UGUACGGAAACACUAUUAUAGCAGAAGGAUUCUAUUUUAUCUUUUUUAGUACAAAAUAUUAUACAAUAUUGUUUAUGAAUUAGUAUUUAAUAAUUGUUACGUUUUUGAUGUCCUCGUUGUAACCCUCACUACACCAGGCAAACUAAUUAAAAUUUGAAGGAAUAUGGGUAUUCAAGGGCUGAUACCUCUUUUAGAAAAAUCAUGGAGGACCGUUAAUGUGUCAGAGUUCUCCGGAUGUACUGUGGCCAUCGACGCUUAUUGUUGGUUACACAAAGGUGUAUACACUUGUGCUGAGAAAUUAGCCAGAGGAGAAGAUAAUCAAGCGUAUGUAUACUAUUGCAUGCGAUUCGUGUCUAUGUUGCUAGCUCAAAAUAUUAAACCAAUUUUAGUUUUUGAUGGACAACAUUUACCCGCUAAAGCUGAUACUGAAUCAAAACGGCGAAAAUUAAGAGAGCAAAAUCGAAAGAAGGCAGCCGAGUUAAUGCGUUUAGAUAAAGGAAAAGAAGCUUCAUCACUUUUAAGACGCAGUAUCGAUGUUACUCAUAAAAUGGCAUUGAAUCUCAUUAAGCGAUGUAGAGAGAUUAAUGUUGAUUGCAUUGUAGCACCAUAUGAAGCUGAUUCUCAAUUAGCAUAUUUAAAUUUAAGCGGGAUUGCUCAUAUAGUUAUUACCGAAGACUCAGAUUUGUUGCUGUUUGGUUGCAAACGAGUGUUAUUUAAAAUGGAUCAAAAUGGUGCUGGUAUAUUAAUUGAACAAGAAAAAUUACAUCUGUCAAUGAAUAUCCAACCUGAACAAUUUAGUUUAGAUAAAUUUCGUUAUAUGUGUAUAUUAUCGGGCUGUGAUUAUUUACCUUCUAUUUCUGGAGUAGGAUUGAUUAAAGCUCGACAAUUCAUCACUAGAACAAGUGAACCUGAUAUCUACAAAGCACUUUCAAGAUUAGGAUCUUUUAUGAACAUUAAAAUUCCACCUGAAUACCGCGAUCAAUUUAUGGAUGCUGAUCGUAUGUUCCAAUAUCAACCUGUAUUCGAUCCAUUAUCUCGUCGAAUAAUACCAUUAAAUGAUGUAUCAGAUCCUAGUUUACCUGUACUCGUUUCAAAACUAACCAGUGAUCAAGCUUAUCAACUUGCACUAGGAAAUAUAGAUCCAUUUUCUUUAGAGAUAAUGGAUGAUUGGGAUCCAGAUAUUCAAUUAAGUCCUGAUAAAAUUACAAAAAAGAAAAUCAUUCAAGCUCGCCAUAAGAGUAUUUGGUCAAAAGACUACCAACCACUUAAAUAUAAUCCUAAAGUAUGUACUUUAACUCAAGGAAUUAUCAAGAGUACUCCAACUAUAAGUCCUAAGAUAUCCAAAAGUGCCAUUCGGUCAUCACCAAUUCGUCAAACACCAGAAGUUAAAAAACGUCUUCCUGUGACUGAAGAUGAUAUUUUAAAUACUCUUGACGAAAUUUAUGAAAAUGAAAAAGUUUUGGAAAAAUGUGACAUUGCUGAAGAAAAACAUAAGUCUACAAAAUCGACAUAUCUCAAAGAUUGUAAAGUUACGGAUGAACUGUUUAAAUCAGAAUUGGAUACAGAUGAAAACGAAUCGCCUUCGUUUUUAAAACAACUAACUAAAAGAAAGUAUACGGUCAUAGACCCAGAUGUACAAAUAGUUAGUGGGUACUUCUCUCAAACACCAAAAAUUAGUGAAGUUCUUGAAGAAGAAUCAAUAAAUCCAUUCAAAAGCCGCAAGAUUACCAUCAAUAAAAAUACAAAUGACGAUUUGAAUACCUCUUUAAAUUCUAGUAAUAUUAUUGAAGACAAUUCACAGCAAUUGCAAUGUCUUGAAAACAAAGAAGUUCUCAAUGUAGAAUCAAUAAAUCCAUUCAAAAGCCGCAAGAUUACCAUCAAUAAAAAUACAAAUAACGAUUUGAAUACCUCUUUAAAUUCUAGUAAUAUUAUUGAAGACAAUUCACAGCAAUUGCAAUGUCUUGAAAACAAAGAAGUUCUCAAAGAAGAAUCAAUAAAUCCAUUCAAAAGCCGCAAGAUUACCAUUAAUAAAAAUAAAAAUACUAAUGAUGAUUUGAAUGUCUCUUUGAAUUCUAGUAAUAUUAUUGAAGAAAAUUUACAGCAAUUGCAGUGUCUUGAUAACAAAGAAGUUGGUACAAAAACAUUUAAUAAAAAAUUGCCUAGUCAAACGCUAUCAGCCUUUAGUUGGAAGAGUUACUCAAAUAAUAGAAUGGUUACAAAUAAAGAAAAACCCAGUGAGGAACAAAAAUACCAAAACAACUCAAAUUAUUUUACUUCUGUAGACAAAAAUACUAAAAAAGACGACCAUGAAAAUGAUAUCGAUGAAGGAUUUGGUAGUCAGAGUACAAAAGAAACAAACAAUUCUCCUGUUGUGACGCCAAAACAGAGUAAGCGUUCAUUUCCAAGGACCGGACUAUCUAAAAGUACUGGGAAAAACAGUCAGACUCUGUUGUCCAAGUUUGGUUUCAAAACUGGUGACAAAUUAAAACGUUGAAGACUGUUUGCUCAAAUAAUGAUUUCUAUUCAACUUAAGACUGAUGACAUAUCGAGCUUAUGUAUUGUGACAAAAGCUUGCACUCUCUUUAAUAUUUAAUUUUUUUUUUCAUUGUUAGGUUUUUGAUUAUUAUUAUAUGUUUAAUGUUUUUAUGAAGAUUAUCACAAAUAAAACAUUUACUUAGACUAA
Messenger RNA from Aphis gossypii (cotton aphid), 2683 nucleotides. It is a transcript of the gene tos, whose product is annotated as exonuclease 1. The record is from RefSeq and is a predicted model, not a curated record. The transcript has 10 exons. Lineage: Eukaryota; Metazoa; Arthropoda; Insecta; Hemiptera; Aphididae. Gene Ontology annotation, molecular function: 5'-flap endonuclease activity; DNA binding; metal ion binding. Gene Ontology annotation, cellular component: nucleus. Gene Ontology annotation, biological process: DNA recombination; mismatch repair. Bases 164 to 2494 code for a protein of 776 amino acids.